Truncatella angustata is the source of this 1131-nucleotide messenger RNA. RefSeq lists its product as uncharacterized. The transcript is spliced from 2 exons. The record is from RefSeq and is a predicted model, not a curated record. Bases 1 to 1131 code for a protein of 376 amino acids. NCBI's taxonomy places the organism in Eukaryota, Fungi, Ascomycota, Sordariomycetes, Amphisphaeriales, Sporocadaceae. Gene Ontology annotation, cellular component: mitochondrion. Gene Ontology annotation, molecular function: hydrolase activity, acting on acid anhydrides, in phosphorus-containing anhydrides.
AUGACCUCCAAGGCCUCGCACUACUCCACAGCCUCCCCGUCGAGGGAGGAGGAGAGGAAGAAGAAGCCACCCGCGGAGCCGAGGCCGAGCUCGAGCAUCGUGCUCCUGUCUCCCACGAACCAGGUCCUGCUCCUGCACCGGGUCAAGACCUCGUCAUCCUUCGCCUCGGCGCACGUGUUCCCUGGCGGCAACCUCUCGGGUUUCCACGACGGGCCGGUCCCGCCGCCGGGCGAGCUGGCCCGGCAUGAGGAUGGCCCGGCGUACAGGCUGGGCGCGGUCCGGGAGACGUUCGAGGAGAGCGGGAUCCUGCUGGCGCGGAGGAAGGGGCGGGGCGAUGCGGGCUUGUUGAGCUUGCCGGCCGCCGAGAGGGACGCGGCGAGGAAGAGGAUCUAUGCGAACGAGGUGCCGUUCGGGGACUGGCUGGAGAGCGUGGGGGGCGAGGCAGAUCUGGAAAACCUGCGACCGUUCACCCGCUGGAUAACCCCCCCGGCCACCCCGAAGAGGUUCACUACACAGAUGUACCUCUACAUGCUGCCACUCGCUCCCGACGAGGCCGCGGCGACGCCCUCGGAUCUCACUUCGGCGGCAAUGCAGUCCGAGGCCGUACUCCCCACACCGGACGGCACCGAGACCACGACCGCCGUCUUUGAGGAUGCCUCGACAUGGCUCGCACGCCAACGACGCGGAGAGAUAAUCCUAUUCCCACCCCAGGCCUUCCUGUUAACGCUCAUAGCGCAAUUCUGCAAGGGUUCUCCAUCCGAGAAGAGCCGGGAGAACGCCCACUACAAGGACCAGCGGGACAGCCUUCUAUCAUUCUUGCAGGAGACGCCCACGGCGACACAUCCCAAGGCUCUGAAGCAGGCCACAUCGAAUAUAUCCUGGGCGGACAAGGUUAUCAGCCCUGUGACGUCGCUCGUGCGGCCGGACGGGCGGGUCGUGUUGAGCCUGGAUAAGCCCGGGCCCGAGCUGAGGGGCAGCGGGAGGGGUGGCGACUGGGAGAGGGUUGUGCUGGUCCGGUUUGCAAAGGGGACCGCGACCGAGGUCGAGGUCAUGGAUCGGGAGGAGGUAUUUCAGGAGGAGCGGGAGCGGGUAGAGAGGGAGGGGAAGAAAGAGGAGGGCGCAAAGUUAUAG